UCCUUCUUCUCUUCACUUAAUCAACCGUCAGAUUUUAAUCCAACGGUCUUUAUUAAAUCUAAUUUUAUCUCUUUCUCUCUUUAAAUUAAACCCAAACCCGGUCUAAUUUCUCUUCUCCUAUUUCUCUCUUCUCUCUCUCUUUAAGUGAGCUUCGCCGUUAAACUUUCUCCGGUACCGGGAAAUUAACGAAGAAAGCGAAAAGUCACUGUUACACUAAUAUCACAAAUCUCUCUCUGUCUCUCUCUCUCUCUUUGUCGAAGUCGUGCGUGAUGCUAGUUACGGUGGUGAAGCAGCGGUUAGUGUACUCUCGCCGGAGAAAUUGGUUAUGACCGGAAUCUCACCUCCGUGAUCGAAGAAACUGUUUUCGUUUUUUUAUCGUUACGAAGAAAUGGAAAAACAGGCGAAGCUAACGAGGACACAGUCGUCGUUACUCCGGUCAUCGUCGAAUCUCCGUUCGUCAUAUCAAAGCUUAUCUUCAAUCGUCGAAGGCGAGCAAGAUCUAGAAGCCGGAGAGAAAGAAGAGAAACAGAGAAGAAAACCACCUAAACCAUUCGGUUCACCAAAUCCUAAAACCGGUUUAACCAGAAUCAAUCCCGGUUUAGCUUUCACAAUGGUAUCUCUCUCUUUCCUAAGUCUCUCAUCGUUCUUCUUCUUCGUCGUCUUCUCACAAACCGAUGAGAUUCUCACAUCGGAGAAUCUUUUACUAGCUUUAAUCUUCGUCGCUGUAGCUCUCUUCUUCGCUUCCAAGAACAUCUCUCUACUAAACCAAACCGUAAUCGCAAUCAAAAACUUAGGGUUCCAAAACAGAGACUCGAAAUCAAAACCGGUACAAUGGUACAUCGGAGACGAUUCAAAACCGGAGAAGAAGGUAAUCAAGAGAUUCGUUAAAGAAGGAGUUCAAUUCUACAGUAAUGGAGAUUUCUACGAAGGUGAAUUUAACAAAGGGAAGUGUAACGGAAGUGGUGUGUAUUACUAUUUCGUGAGAGGACGUUAUGAAGGAGAUUGGCUAGAUGGGAGAUAUGAUGGUCAUGGGAUUGAGAGUUGGGCUAGAGGAAGUAGAUAUAAAGGUCAAUAUAGGCAAGGUCUUAGACAUGGUUUUGGUGUUUAUAGAUUCUACACUGGUGAUUGUUAUGCUGGUGAGUGGUUUAAUGGUCAAAGCCAUGGUUUUGGUGUUCAAUCUUGUUCUGAUGGUAGCUCUUACCUUGGUGAGUCUAGAUUUGGUGUUAAGCAUGGUCUUGGUUCUUACCAUUUCAGAAAUGGAGAUAAGUAUGCAGGAGAGUACUUUGGAGACAAGAUUCAUGGGUUUGGUGUGUAUCGAUUUGCUAAUGGACACUGUUAUGAAGGAGCAUGGCAUGAAGGUCGUAAGCAAGGGUUUGGUGCUUACUCGUUUAGAAAUGGUGAUGCUAAAUCUGGUGAAUGGGAUUCAGGGGUUCUUGUGACUUCACUUCCUCUUACGAGUGAGCCAGUUUCAAGAGCUGUUCAGGCGGCUCGAGAAACAGCGAAUAAGGCAGUGAAUCGGAGACGAGUAGAUGAGCAGGUGAGCCGAGCUGUGGCUGCAGCUAAUAAGGCUGCUACGGCUGCAAGAGUGGCUGCUGUGAGAGCCGUUCAGAAUCAAAUGGAUGGUAAAUUUUGUCAAAGUUGAAAAAAGGAAAAUGUAAAAAAUCUUUUUUUUUACCGGUUUCUCUGUAACCCUGAAUCGAAAGUUUGUUUCAGAGGUUUGUAACAGAGAGUUAAUUUUCGAUCUUUUUACUAAUGUAACAAAACUGUAAAUAGUUGAAGAAGAAGCUUUGUUUUUGUUGUAAAAUCAACGGCUUGAAAUGGAGCUUAUUUUGGUUUUGAUCGAAUCUUUGGGAACAAGUGAUUUUGAUUGAUAUUAUGAUUCUUGAUCUGGAUCACUGACAAUAUCGAUUCCCUUUAGUUAUU
This is a messenger RNA of Arabidopsis thaliana (thale cress), 1923 nucleotides long. RefSeq names its product Histone H3 K4-specific methyltransferase SET7/9 family protein. The transcript has 3 exons. The coding region runs from base 389 to 1642 and encodes 417 amino acids. Gene Ontology annotation, cellular component: membrane. NCBI's taxonomy places the organism in Eukaryota, Viridiplantae, Streptophyta, Magnoliopsida, Brassicales, Brassicaceae. The record is from RefSeq and is marked reviewed.